Molecule: messenger RNA, 1346 nt
Organism: Trichosurus vulpecula (common brushtail)
Lineage: Eukaryota; Metazoa; Chordata; Mammalia; Diprotodontia; Phalangeridae
Gene: PROZ
Product: protein Z, vitamin K dependent plasma glycoprotein
Exons: 8
Coding region: 12-1286 (424 amino acids)
Biological process (GO): blood coagulation; proteolysis
Cellular component (GO): extracellular region
Molecular function (GO): calcium ion binding; serine-type endopeptidase activity
Source: RefSeq, a predicted model, not a curated record
GACACUUCAAUAUGCAGCUGGACUCCAUCGGACUAGCCUGGACUAUCAGAAUGGCGGGUUGCUUUUGGAUGCUCCAGUUAUGUUUCCUUACCUUCUCUCUCCAUCAGUCAGAACAGUCAGUAUUUUGGCCGGCUUCUAAGGCAAAUGAAGUUAUAGUAAGAACGAAACGUGCCAGAUCCUUUAUUGUGGAGGAGAUUUUAAAGGGAAAUUUGGAAAGAGAAUGCUUUGAAGAAAAAUGUGUUUAUGAAGAAGCGAGGGAAGUGUUUGAAAACAAUGAAAAGACUCAUGCAUUUUGGAGCCAAUAUAUGGGUGUUCCUACAGCUGGCACUCCAUGUGUCUCCCAACCCUGCCUGAACAAUGGAAUAUGCCAGGAUUACAUCCGAAACUACAUUUGCAGCUGCCUCGAAGGGUAUGAGGGAACAAAUUGUGAAUACGCUAAAAAUGAAUGUCAUUCCAAGAGAAGCAACGGAUGUGACCACUUUUGUCGUCCAGGGCAGAAAUUUUUUAUGUGCAGUUGUGCAAAGGGUUAUAAACUUGGAAAGGAUCAAAGAUCAUGUAUUCCAAAUGAGAAGUGUGCAUGCGGAAUCCUCAGUUCUAAAAGCAACGUGACAUUGACAGAUGCCAAGCUGACUUUCCAAAAUUUUCCAUGGCAGGUCAAAUUAACAAAUUCGCAAGGAAAGGACUUCUGUGGUGGCGUUAUAGUACAGGAAAAUUUUGUGUUGACUACAGCAAAAUGUUCACUCCUACAUGGAAACAUCAGUGUGAAGCUAAGUGAAGAUAGUAUACCAGGAGCCCCAGUGGAGAUAAAAAUAAAGAACAAGCAUGUGCACAUGAGGUAUGAUCAAGAAAUGGGGCAGAAUGACCUGGCAUUGCUAGAGCUUAAUGAGCCCGUUCGGUGUGGCAGCAACGGACUUCCCAUCUGUAUCCCCGAAAAGGAUUUUGCAGAACACGUUCUGAUUCCAGAGAAAAUGAACGUUGUCAGUGGCUGGACACUCAAUGGAACCGAACUGGGUGACUCGUUGAUUGACUUGCCCAGUGUAUAUUUUGAUAAUGAGAAAUGUGAAGAAAUACUCAAUGUGACAGUUACAACGAGGCUAUUUUGUGAGAAAAGCAAGGCAACGGCGGACUGGAAGUUGGCGGAGGGAAGUAUUGUCAUGGCUGAGCACAAAGGGACUUGGUUUUUGAUUGGUGUUAUGGCCUCUCUACCAACUGAAAAGCUGGGACCACUAUAUCUUUUCACCAAGAUUUCAAGAUAUUCAAUGUGGUUUGAAAAAACAAUGCAAUAAUAGAAAAGCGAUUGAAUAGAAAGAAUAAACUCUAUGGAAAAAUGUCCAUUUUUUAAGCUG